Messenger RNA from Mesorhabditis belari, 1386 nucleotides. The record is from the annotation of a GenBank genome assembly. Lineage: Eukaryota; Metazoa; Nematoda; Chromadorea; Rhabditida; Rhabditidae.
AUGCAUUCACUUUUUCUUUUCUUUUUUAUCACUCAACACUCGGCACGUCAAUUUCGAGGAGAAAUCGCGACGGGAAAUGAGUCGUGGAUACCAAUCGAUCACUUCUGCUUUUUUAUCGAUUCCGGCUCUCUCGACUAUGUCGUCAAGUAUCCGAUAGUUACCAAUCUAAGCCUUCUUUUCUACUUUGACACACAAUGGGAAAAUGUCAACAACAACGUGACAUCGACGUUACAACAACGCCUCGCUCCUCUCAAUCCACUCUUCAAUCAAGUUCAACCACUCUUCGGCGAAACACCAAUGCAGAAAUGUCACGAAGAGAAAAUAAAUGGAAUUCGGAUGAUGAUUUGUGAAGGAACUCGACGAUUUAUAUCUGUCCAUUCUCGUUGCUGGUAUCUAGUGAUCAUGCAAGAGAAUCUCGUUGUCUCAAAUUCCAGUCUUGAAACAGAGUUCGAUUUGGUGUGGGGAAACGGCAAGGAAGCAGGCGCCUUGUUGUGGCAUUUUUCGGCAGACGAAUACUAUCUCUUACCAAUUAAUGUCGGCUUCUACACGUUCAAUUUCAUCAUUUUUGGUGUAUCUUUGGUUGUGGCAAUGAGACUCAAAUCCCGCAACACCUUUCCAUCAACGUAUUACCUCUAUCAGCUCUCGAUUCUCAUCGAAUGCGUCGCUUUACUCUCGUUCUCAAUUUACUAUUGUAAGUUGAAAAGAAUUUCAAUUGAUCAAAGUGAUAUUUUCGAUACUUAUUCUCUCGAUGGAAUCGGCGUUGUUUUGUGGAAAACGAUUGGUUAUGUUGCAAGAAGUCUUCGGAAAGGUCUCUUUCUUCUAUACUUACUUGUCAUUGCCAAAGUUCACAUUGAUACAAGUUCGAAAUCGCUUCCCUCUCGCAUUCUCCUCAACACUCUUCAAUCAUGUCAAACAUUUCUCUUCACUAUUCUUGCCAUCAUUUAUGCGCUCUUUUCAAUGAACUUGAUGUCAAAUACUUUCGACCCAACCCGAAUCCAACACGAACUGAUCACUUCUUGUGGUCUUUCAUUUAUCAUUGUCCAUAUGAUUUUUUGGACUAUUUGGCUCUUUCUUUCAAUGAUAUCUCAAAAAAGACAAUUUCUUCUUACCAGCGUCAUGAGUUUUUGGUUUUUCCUUGGUCUCUUCACAUGGUUGAUGGCCAAUUUUGUUCUAAGUGACACUGUGAGAAAAGAAGUAAUCGAUUUGAUAGAAUGCUCGACAACCGUUUAUUCUUUUCUCUUCUUUCUCAUUUUCAACAACUUUCAGACUCCAACAACAAAUCAACCAAUUUCUUUGAAUCAAACGGAAAGAGAGCCGAGUAUCUACAUAAAAGAUAUUUCACCGGAAAUUUUGACUGGAGGAAAGAAGGAAAUGAAUGAGAAUGAU